AUGUUGAAGAAUAAUUUAUAUAGUAAUAAUAAAACUAGUGUAGAUAAAAAAAAAAGCAACAAUUUAAGCGCUAAAAAAGGUUUUAAAAAUUUUGCUUCUUUAAAUUAUUUUAGUUCCAACAAAUUUAUCUCUAACAUUUCUAAUGAAGUUCAAAAUAAGAACAAUAUUAUAUCCUACUUUGACCAUGAUACAUUGAAUGUGACAUUCUUUGCUAGAUUAUAUAAAUAUGUUCCAAAAAUAUGUGGUUCUGUUGAUUUGUUUUUCAAAAAAAAUAGUGAUGAAAAAGAUUUUGCAGAUUUUUUACGAACAGAUAUAAUUAGGUCUUUGAGAAUUUACUGUAUUUGUUCUGUAAUAAUAUCAGUUGUAAAUACUUUAAUAAAUAUAAUAUUUUUUUCAGAAUUUUUUUAUUUUAAAGAUAAUAAUAAAAUGCUAUUUUUAUCAUUUGGAAGAUUUAUGUUUUUACCUAUCUGCAUUUUCUUCUUGUAUAUAUGCACUUAUAUUAAAAAGUUUUUAGAUUAUUUAGAAAUUAUUAUAUCAUAUGUUUUCUCUUUUAUGAAUGUGAGUUUAUUUAUUACAAGUUCUUGUGUUCACUCCAUAGAUACACAUAUUCUAAAUAAUAUGUGUGAAAUUUCAUAUAUAUUGGAAUCUUCACAUAUUCUACAAUUAUUUAUAUUAUAUUUUGCUCUAGUACUAUUUAUUCCUAUCCGCUCAAUUUAUUUAUGGCCAAUAUGCGCAACAGCACCAUUAGCAUUUAACAUAUCUAUGUUGUUUAGAGAUAUGAAGGGAAAAUUUAUUUAUAGUUCUUUCACUCAGAUAUAUUUUUCAACUACUUUAUCAAUAAUUGCUCUAUUAGGAAAUCGCAUGUUAGAAAGAAAAAUACGUUUGCAAUAUAUAAAUAUAAAAAAUAUAAAAGAGAAGGAUGAACUAUAUAGAAAAGCAGCAACUGAAAAUAAUUGUUCUAAUGCUUAUGAUGAAGUAAAUUUUUUUUUAAAUUCAACAAUAAUUAGAAUUAAUAAUGUAAUUAAUUUCUUAAUGUUAAAAUCUCAAGACUUAUAUGAGAUUUUACUACAAGCAAGAACAGAUAUAGAAAAAUGUAUUCUUAAACUAAGUAGAAUGGAUAAUUUAUUAACUGUAGAUAAAAACGCCUUAAUAUCAAACAAAAAAGAAGAAGAUAAAAAUGUAGUGGAACACCUCUUUAAUAUAAUAUAUACAAAAAGAAAUAAUAAAAAAACAUCAAUAAGUACUAACGAUUUUUACAAGAAAAUACCUUUAAGCAUUGAAGAAAUAAGAUUAAAAUAUGAUAAUGGAGACAAAAUCAAAGUUGAACGAUAUGCAGAUAUAGAGAAAUUUCAAGAUAUUAUACAAAAUUUAAAAGAUAGUAAUAAAAUCAAUUCAAUAAAUGAUCUUUUUAAAGUUGACUUACAUGAUAAAACUAAAAAGAAUACUAGAAAAUUGAAUAAAAAAAAUUAUAAUAGCUAUAUAAAGAAAAUAAAAAGAAUUAACUUUUCAUUAAAUAAUGCGUUCAUUGGUAUAGGAAAAGACUGGAAUUUUAAUAUAUUCAAUCUUCAAAAUUCUUUAAAAAGCAACACACUUAUAGGGGUUGGAUUAUAUUUUCUUAAUAAUUAUUUAGAAAUAUUGAAAUGUCCUAAUUAUUUUGCCUAUAAUUUUUUAUAUGAUAUCAAAUCGUCCUAUUUUUCGACAAAUAAAUAUCAUAAUUCUUUACACGGUUCUGAUGUUUGCCAGAAUAUGAUAUGUAUACUAAAUAACAUGAAUAUAUUUAAGUUUUUAGAUUUAUAUAAACAAAUAAGUGUUGUGAUUGCUACUUUAUGUCAUGAUGUUGGUCACCCUGGAUUAACAAACUCUUUUCUAAUAAAAAUGAAUCAUAAUUUAUCCAUUCAUUAUAAUGAUGUAUCAAUAUUAGAAAGUUAUCAUUCUUCUUUAACUUUUUUUUAUCUAAAAAAGUCAUGUAACAAUUUUUUAUUUAACUUAUCAAAUGAUGAAUUUGGGAUAAUUAGGCAAACAAUAAUUGAUUUAAUAUUAGCCACAGAUUUAGCCAACCACUUUGAAUUUUUAUCAAUUAUAAAAAUAAGAAGCAAAUUAGAAGAUUUUUCUAUUUUGGGAAAUGAAAGUGAUAAUAUCAAUUUCCUUAAAUUAUGUAUUAAGGCUUCUGAUAUAGCUCACACAUGUAAACCUUUUAAUAUUCAUUUACUUUUUGUUCUUAAUCUAAUGUUAGAGUCAUAUGAACAAGGAGAAAAAGAAAAACUGUUUAAUAUACCUUUAAUGCCAUUUUAUGAUUUCAACCAAAUAGACAAAUUUCCUGAUUCUCAAGUUGGGUUUAUUAAAUUUAUUUGUCAAGACACAUUUCUAGAGUUGUUACAUAUUGAAAAUAUAACUAAAACAGAAAAUAAAAAAAAAGAAUUAAGUGAAAAUAAUGAUGUGAAAAAUUAUUUUAAGCAUAUCAGCAAAGAUGAUAAAAAUACAAUAAAAAAUGCGAGUACAAUUACUGAAGUGAUUGUUCAUAGUUCUAAUAGUAAAAUACUUAAUGAAAACAAAAAUUACUCUCAAAACACAUACAACAAUAUUAAAAAUGACUCAUUUAUCCAAAAAUACUGCUUAGACAAUUUAAAAUACAAUUCUAAUAAAUGGGAGAAUGACAAAAAUUUAAUCAAUACAAUUAAAUUUUAUGCAACCGGAGAAAUUACAGAUGAGGAUAUAUUAAAGAUAACAUAA
This is a messenger RNA of Plasmodium gallinaceum, 2730 nucleotides long. Its product is annotated as cGMP-specific phosphodiesterase, putative. The transcript has 14 exons. Lineage: Eukaryota; Apicomplexa; Aconoidasida; Haemosporida; Plasmodiidae. The record is from RefSeq and is a predicted model, not a curated record. Gene Ontology annotation, molecular function: 3',5'-cyclic-nucleotide phosphodiesterase activity. The coding region runs from base 1 to 2730 and encodes 909 amino acids. Gene Ontology annotation, biological process: signal transduction.